Molecule: messenger RNA, 2717 nt
Organism: Toxorhynchites rutilus septentrionalis
Lineage: Eukaryota; Metazoa; Arthropoda; Insecta; Diptera; Culicidae
Product: MICOS complex subunit Mic60
Exons: 7
Coding region: 166-2355 (729 amino acids)
Biological process (GO): cristae formation
Cellular component (GO): MICOS complex
Source: RefSeq, a predicted model, not a curated record
CAUUGUGUCAAAUUCCAUGUAGUGGUCAACACAUUAAAAUUUUUGUCUUUCAUACAUCGGUUUGAGGACCAUCGCUUUUUUCCGCAAGUCGUCGCCUGCGGUCAGGUGUGUACAUCGGAGGUAUUAAGCAAAGCGGUCCAGUAAUAAUAUUUUUCCGAAGUUACGAUGUAUCGCCUACUGGUGCAGAAGGUUGUCCUGAACGGACGGAAGGGACAGGGCGGCCAAUUGGUACGAAAUCUUAUAACCAAACAAGUUCCAAAUGUCCCUCAAUUUCGCGAGGCAGGAUUCGGAAAAGUGCUGGUCGUGUUAUCUCCGUUACUCAUUGGGGGUGGAGUGGUUGCCUAUGCCAAAUACGACAAUGAGUUCCGCAGAACGUUGGUUUCAAAUGCUCCCGCCCUAGAGCCAGUGCUUAAAGUGCUUUUGCAAGAAGAAAAUCCUUUGAAUGACGUUUCAAAGAAAUUCGAUGAAAUUUCCAGUACAGUCAGUGGUUACACUUCAAGCAUUACUAGCUUUUUUACUGGAGGAGAGCAGGAGAAAAAACCGGAAAAAAAAGUAGAUGUUCCACCGGUGACACGUUCCAAGUUGGUUCACGUGCCUGUUCCUUCGCCUCCUUUGUCGAAACCUGAGCCAACAGCAGAAAAAAGUUCCACUCCGGCAACGGGCACUACUCCAGAGAAGAUUCCAGUUACAGCAGCAACAGCUCCUGUUAAGAAAGAUGCUUCUCUAAUGGCACCAACGCCCAAGCCAACCAUUUCUAGUCUAGGCGAAAUACCUAAAUCGAUCAGUGAUUUGGAGCGCCAGAUAGACGUUGCUGCCGCAACGGCUAUCAAGGAAUACGGAAAAGCGGUGCAAGUACUGAGAAACUACACCGAAGAAGUGAAAAAAGUUGUCGAUGAGUCUGUCGAUAAAUUGGACACAUCCAGUUGGGUGCUAUUACGCAAUCGAACCAGCGCGAGGGACACUUCGCUUAAAGCGGCAGAAAGUGCCGCGGAUGAAGCACGGAAUAACAUUGAGAAACUGCAUCGUCUUUUGGAUAGCAAAGAUAUCAAAUGUUCCGAUGAGUUGAAGAACAAGGCCCGUGAAAACAUAGCUGCGUAUUUGGAACAUCUCAAGAAAGCGAAAGAAGAGGUCUUCAAAGCUAGGGAUCUCGCUAAUCAAGGCGAAAAGUACUGGAAAAAGGUAGAAACUGCUAGGAACUUUUUUGUUGAGGAAAUUGAGUCUCUCUUUCCCGGGAUUAAUUUGAACGAGAGGAAGCUCGAUAUAGCUAAGGAAGAUCUCGACUUGUUUAUCAUACAUGCCUUUACGCAAGUGGUGGCUCAUCAGAAGGAGCUCCAGAAGCUGCAAAUUGAAGGUGAUCAGAAGUUGAGACGGGCAUUAGAAGCAGUACGAGGAACUGAUCAAAGUGAAGCUGUCAAAGCGCAGUUAGAAUAUGAAAUCGCGAAAGAACGACGAGAGCUAAACUUACGCAACCAGAAGAAGCUUCUCGCUAUUCGAGCUGACCUAGAACGUGACCUUCGGAACCAAAUGAAACGACAAUCCGAAGCUCACACGGACCAUUUGAACGAUGCGCUCGUGCAGAAGGAAUUGGAAAUGAAGCGCAAAUUUCAACGCGAAUUGGAUGAAAAGAUUACCACCGAGCAAGCUGCCUACAAACUGCAGUUAGCAGGAAUGCUUGGCAAAUUGAAGGGCAUGGACGCCGCUCUUAAAGAGAUCGAUGAUGAAAUGAAAGGACGCGCUGAUGCGGAGAAAAGUGCCCAUCAAGCGCAAGCUUUGUGGGGUUCCUGCCAAUCACUCUGGUCAUCUAUCCGAUCUGGCCAACCAGGAAAAUCUUGGCGCGAACAGCUGCGCCCUCUGAAUGAUGAAAUCAGCGCCGUCGGGCGUGCGGCGGAAGGUGAUGAACUUGUCAGUGUAGUGCUUAAAGGAUUGCCCGAGACAGCUAAAACACGUGGUGUCUAUCCGGAGGAUGCUCUGCGUGAGCGAUUCAUCAAGGUAGAGGAAAUUUCUCGUCGACUGGCGUUAAUUCCAGCCGCAGGAGCUCGGCUGCCAAUGUAUUUUCUAUCGUACCUGCAAGCUGCACUCAUCGCCCGUCCUGAUGUUUCUAUCUCAAAAGACGAGCUCGAGGAUAAACCGUUUGAUGUGAGCAAGCUGGAUACGUACGACAUUUUGAAUCGGGCUCGCUAUUGGCUGGAUCGUGGUGAUCUUGUCAAAACAGUGCAAUACAUGAAUUUGCUUCAGGGCGCAUCACGGAAAGCUGCUUCCGACUGGCUCUAUGAGGCUCGUUUGCUGCUGGAAACACAACAAGCAGCCAGUACAUUAAUGGCUCAUGCUGCAUCCAGUGGCAUUCGAUUUCUGUAGGAAAGUCAUCUGUGUACUGUUUUAAAUGUCCCCCAUGAUGUCCUUAACUAUUCCGUGUUACAACCCGGCUGUUGCUGUUAAGAACCGAAAGUCCACAAACACAACGUAUGCAACAGUUUUGCGUUUGAUUUUAAAUAGUUUAACCAAAUUUAACUGAGAAUGGCAACGUCACGCCUUUAUUGUGUUGCUAAAUUCAAAUCAGUAUAAAACCCCAUUGAACAAGUAAAUUGAGCAUUAAUUAUGGCAAUGAUUGGAAACCGUUAUAUUUUCAAUAUGUAUGCAGUUUGAAAAAUACAAAUAUUCCCUUGAAAACUAAGAAUGUUGUAAUUAGCCAUUUCAUUGAAAAUAAAUCGAGAAUGUCA